AUGUCGACAUUCAUGGGAAUUGUAGAUGAGUUCCCGGAUAUACGAAUUGAUUAUUUUCGCCAAAGCAAAGAACUCAACGCUAGAGCUCCACUUGCAUGUUUUUUAACUCAUAUCCACAGUGAUCAUAUCCAAGGCCUUGAAAACUUCUAUGGCGGCCCAUUCAUCCACUGUUCAGCAGCGACCAAGGAGCUACUCCUGCGCUUGGAACGUAGAGCUCACAGAUGGAACCUAGCAAAGGGAGUCCUAGAGAGCCGUAGAUGUCAAUAUAUGGAGAAAAAGAAUAAACUAAAAGUAAUACCUAUGGAAACGCCAACGGUGAUAGAAUUGGAUGGUGAGAGGAGUAUACGUGUCACAAUGUUUGACGCAAAUCAUUGCCCGGGAGCUGUGAUGUUUCUUAUUGAAGGUGAUGGCAAGGCCGUUCUCUACACGGGUGAUGUUAGAGCUGAGCCAUGGUGGGUUGAUUACCUGGCUAGGCACCCAUUGCUUAUCCCGUACACCACUGGAAUAAAACGUCUUGAUAAGAUCUAUUUAGACACCACAUUCAUUGGUCAAAAAAUCAAGAGCCAAGUAUUUGCUCCCAAGCGUGAAGGGAUUCGGGAGCUCAUAGAGACAAUUGAAAAGUACCCGUCAGACACAAUAUUUCAUCUCAAUACAUGGACUUUCGGGUACGAAGACGUAUGGGUUGCUCUUGCUGCUGCCUUCAAAACUCAGAUCCAUUUAAGUAAAUAUCACUUCCGAUUAUUCUCGUUUAUUAGUGCUCCUGAAAUUUAUCCCUCAGGACCCUACCUUAGGGGUUAUAAGUUUGGGAAUACAAACGUUAAAGGGUGUCUUACAACAAAUCCGGAAGUCCGAUUCCACUCCUGCGAAAGGAAGUCCGGAUGUGUGGGACUUGAAGGAAAGAAGAAUGUAGUGUGGAUUACACCCGUAAUUGUGAAAAUUGGGGACAUUGAUGUCCAUGAAGCUGGCUCUGGAGAUUUGGAAAAUCAGGAUGACCUAGAGCUGUAUGAAGAUCAAUUACAACUGCUUCUCGAUGCUUUAGGGAAGAACAUAGAUCCCAGCGUAAAAAGUCUUCUACAAAGUGCGAGAAAUACUCGAAAACAAGCACUACCAUUGGCUCUAAAUAAAGGAGAGGAAGGUGAUGACAUAGCUCUUGAAGAAUUGUUGAUCAAGCUCUCCCAAUCGGCUCUAGGCAAAGAAAUCUCUAAACCUGGCUUUAUACCAGAUGCUGAGAUCUGCACCUCUGAUGGAAAAUCUCUCCCAAACAAAAUAACGUUCCCCUAUUCUAGGCACUCAUCAUACUCUGAGUUACGAGGCUUAGUAGCUUUGUUUAGGCCUCGUGAUAUUUACCCCUGUGUGGUGGAUACACAGUCAUGGGAUGAAAGCAAAACAAUGGAAAAUCUCUUUGGCGAUCUUUGCGAAGGAGAAGCGUUUACACAUGAUGAAAUGAUGAAAAGGAUUCUUAACGAGGAACGUCGAAUCCAAGAAGAGUUAGAGGAUGAAAGAAAUAGGCGUGAGCUCCAAAGUCAGGAAAAUCUCGACAGAGCAGAAGCAGAAGGCCCCAUUGAUUCACAGCUCCUUAAAGAACACCUCGAAAGAGUUGCCUCAGUAUAUCGAGAUAAUGACCCGAGUUCAUCUCCACCUCUGCCGAGAACACCACCUUCGAGAAAGCGGCGACAGAGACGGAUAUCCAACCAGGCGCUCAUUGAGGCCGUCCGCCUGGCAGGCUCUUCGACUGCUAGUAGCACCCCUCAAACUUCGCCGGCUGGCGCCAAAAUGGAGGAACGACAAGGAAGAGCUAUUAAAAGGUUCAAGUUAAGUCAAGGCAAGUCUGAGAUCUCAGCAGUAGAUGAGCCAGGAAAAACAGAACAGGCCAGUAAAAAUAAGGAGUUUAUGAUACCAGGUCUUGACUCACGGCGGGGGAGUAUCAACGAAGAAGAAGUCAUUGAGGCCAUGGAGGCAGCGCUUGAAAUUGAUGGAAGAACAUGGUGGGAUGCGGGAUUGACUUGCACGAAUGAAUGGAAGUAUGAGGAAGAAAUUGAGUUAUAG
Morchella importuna is the source of this 2046-nucleotide messenger RNA. RefSeq lists its product as uncharacterized. Bases 1 to 2046 code for a protein of 681 amino acids. The record is from RefSeq and is a predicted model, not a curated record. NCBI's taxonomy places the organism in Eukaryota, Fungi, Ascomycota, Pezizomycetes, Pezizales, Morchellaceae. The transcript has 12 exons. Gene Ontology annotation, molecular function: 5'-3' DNA exonuclease activity; damaged DNA binding. Gene Ontology annotation, biological process: double-strand break repair via nonhomologous end joining; interstrand cross-link repair; protection from non-homologous end joining at telomere.